AUGGCACAAGUCGCAGCUUUGCUUACUUACCUCAAGUCAAUGACGCGUAUUCAGACAUUCAGUGCUAUGGUUCUUUUCUUCUCUUUAAUUUUAAUCGUUUUCUACAUGACUGUCCAGGUGGAGACCACCCACAGUUUACGGAGUGUAAGAACACAAUUUUCCAAACAGAAGGGCAUUACCAGGCAUGCUCAUUUACACAAUGUAUCAGUUUCAGCUGGCUUCAGACAGACCAUCCCUGAAAGCAGAGCUUACUGGAACCGUUUACUGUACUCAGCCCUGAUGAAUCUGGACAAGGGAGGAAACCCAUUCAAUCGACAGUCUGACUGGUCUAACUGCAGGCUGACAAAUCAAGAGUUUCUGCAAACCAACGUGCAUGACUUCAACUCGUACCCUGUCCAAUUUCGGGAUUUUCUGGAGGGGAUGAACUGCAGGACUGCCCCAAUUGUGAUUGAUCAGCCCAACAAAUGUGCUUUCAGUAAAAGGGAGAAGGCGAGCCACACCUUGUUGCUUUUUGCCAUCAAGUCAUCUCCCAGAAACUUUGAACAGAGGCAGGCAGUGCGAGAGACGUGGGGCCGAGAGAUGACCUAUCCAAAUGGACUCAAAGUGCGUAUGGUGUUCCUUCUGGGGAGAUCCCCACCACAAGAUCCUGACCUGACCCCACUGCUGUCAUUUGAAGCAAAACACUAUGGGGAUAUCCUGCAGUGGGAUUUCCAUGAAACAUUUCUAAACCUGACGCUCAAAAUGAACAUGUUGCUCGACUGGACAUUGAAAAGCUGUCCUCAUGUCUCCUUUGUCUUUAGUGGGGAUGAUGAUGUAUUUGUCAACACCCCAGCACUGGUCAGGUACAUCGAGUCUCUCGAGGCUUCUAAAGUAUCUAGUUUGUAUGCUGGUCAUGUUAUAAGUGUUGGAAGUCCCCUCAGGGACUCAAAAAGCAAAUACUACAUCCCUAUGACUUUCUACGAUGGCCCAUACCCUCCUUAUGCUGGUGGAGGUGGCUAUCUUAUCUCUGGAGCUUUGCUGGAAUCCCUCUAUUCACUUUUACACAUCAUUCCUUUCUUCCCCAUUGAUGAUGCCUACGUUGGGAUGUGCUUCAUGGCUUUAGGGAUUUCUCCUGAGGCACACUCAGGAUUUCAGACAUUUGAUAUCAGAGCAGAAGAUCGUGAGGAUCUCUGUGCAUAUAAAAACCUUAUUCUGGUUCACCAGAGGUCCCCACAGGAGAUAAAAAAGUUGUGGAAGGGGAUUAACAGCUCCCUGUUGGCUUGUUGA
Molecule: messenger RNA, 1266 nt
Organism: Pelmatolapia mariae (spotted tilapia)
Lineage: Eukaryota; Metazoa; Chordata; Actinopteri; Cichliformes; Cichlidae
Gene: b3gnt2l
Product: UDP-GlcNAc:betaGal beta-1,3-N-acetylglucosaminyltransferase 2, like
Exons: 1
Coding region: 1-1266 (421 amino acids)
Cellular component (GO): Golgi membrane
Molecular function (GO): protein N-acetylglucosaminyltransferase activity
Source: RefSeq, a predicted model, not a curated record